This is a messenger RNA of Mercenaria mercenaria, 786 nucleotides long. RefSeq lists its product as uncharacterized. The coding region runs from base 1 to 786 and encodes 261 amino acids. The transcript has a single exon. The record is from RefSeq and is a predicted model, not a curated record. NCBI's taxonomy places the organism in Eukaryota, Metazoa, Mollusca, Bivalvia, Venerida, Veneridae.
AUGGCUGAAGGAGGGAAAGAGACUGGUGAAACUGGAUUAGAUAAAGACUCUUCUUUAUCUGAUGCACAGUUGAAGCAGAUUUUAAAUGCACUUAAGAAAAGUGGUGAUUAUGUUGUUUUAACUAAAGAUGAGUUUGCAUCUUUACAGAAACCAGUAAUUACUAGUACACAAAACCCUACAGGUGGUAGACAGAAACUUUCAGAGGUUAUUAAAGAGUCAAGGACACAGCCAAUUGAUAAUUCUCUGAAUAUUUCACAAUUUCAAGUUCCCAAAUAUGAGACGCUUGAGCUGCCUUAUUUUUCAGGUGAUCAACCACCUUUGAAGGGUGAUGAAUCAUAUGAUGUAUGGAGAUUUGAAACCAAGUGUUUGAUUUCAGAAAAUUUACCCGAAAAUGUUAUUUUACAGGUUAUUCGCAGACCUUUACGUGGUACUGCUAGACGUACACUUAUUUCUGUUGGUGAACAUGCAUCAAGUAAAGAUAUUUUAGAUAAAUUUGACAUUCUUUUUGAAGUUUCAACAAAUGAAUCUGUCAUGCAGACUUUUUAUAAUGCUUCUCAGAAAAUUUCAGAGAAUGUGACUGCAUAUGGAUGCAGACUAGAGGCUUUGAUACAAGUUGCAGUGGAGAGCGGUCAUGUUAGUUCUGUUGCUAGAAAUGAUAUGUUGCGUUCCAAAUUUUGGACAGGUUUACGUGACGAGAAACUGAAAAUUCUGACCAGGAAUAAAUAUGAUACUAUUUCUGAUUAUAACAGGUUGUUAAAAGAAGACGUUCAGUUGAACAUGAAUUAG